This is a messenger RNA of Neoarthrinium moseri, 435 nucleotides long. RefSeq lists its product as uncharacterized. The record is from RefSeq and is a predicted model, not a curated record. Bases 1 to 435 code for a protein of 144 amino acids. The transcript has a single exon. NCBI's taxonomy places the organism in Eukaryota, Fungi, Ascomycota, Sordariomycetes, Amphisphaeriales, Apiosporaceae.
AUGAAGCUCACCGCCUCAGUCCUCCCCAUGCUCCUCUCCGCCCCAGCGCUCAGCGCGCCCGUCUCCAUGGCCGCCGACGCCUCCUGGACGCUGGUGGCGGUGACGCGGACGUGCAACCCGGGCGACACGACGUGCUUCUGGCAGUUCAGCAUCGAGACGGGGGCUCCCGGGGCCACGCCGUGCCCGUACACGGUCAACGCGACGGCGUCGGCGCCCGCUUCGCAGGCCAACGGCGGGCCGACGGCGUGCGGCAACUUCACCGUCACCAGCGGCUGGAGCGGGCAGUUCGGCCCCGGCGAGGGCUUCACCACCUUCUCCGUCAUCGACAGGGCCGCCAAGCUGAUCGCCUACCCGGCCUACACGGACAAGGAGCUGGUCAAUGGCACGGCGGUCAGCCCGGACCGCAGCUACCCCGUGCAGACACUGCCCUCAUAG